UGUCCCACCACACCCGAGGCAGGCACCUACUGUGGGUUCAUAAAUCCAGAAGACCCGUGUGCACCCCAGCCCGGCGGACAAGGUCCAAGGGUAGUUCCGGACACAGUAUCAGCCUUCAAAGACUACACACCCUUCCAAAGCAUGUCUCUAAACAACACAUACGCACCUGGCUACACCAACGUCUUCACAAACCUCACUGCAUCAGCAAACCUACACUCCUAUCUCGGUCUCUACUACCUUGACACCUACUCCCCCUCUGCCUGCGCCCAAAAAUGCAACUCCGCAGCCAACUGCACAAGUUUCAAUCUCUACAUUGAACGCGACCCCAGUCAAAACCCCACCAAAAACGACUCUACAGCACCUACAGUAUGGGGAUAUUGGUGUCCCAACCCUCCUUCUAUUACAAACUAUGUAUGUGCGCUUUGGGCAGAUGCAAUGUACAAUGCUUCAGCAACGAAUUAUGGCCAGUAUCGCGGUGGCGAUUUUCAAGUUGCUAUCGUGGGGAGUAAUGGGUUU
Molecule: messenger RNA, 516 nt
Organism: Aureobasidium melanogenum CBS 110374
Lineage: Eukaryota; Fungi; Ascomycota; Dothideomycetes; Dothideales; Saccotheciaceae
Exons: 1
Source: RefSeq, a predicted model, not a curated record